CUGGAUGAACACUAGCAUUAAAACACACCUGGCGUUCACAGCUGACGCGACACACACCUGAGAGACAUCGCAUCACAGUUAUGUCUGGCUGGUUGAAGGACGGGGUGGUGCUGGAGGGGACAGGCAGUGGUCAGAUGUCGCCUCGCUCCAGUCUGAGGAGCCCCUUACCGAAUCGCACAGCGAGGUUACACUCGUCAAACGAUGCGACCUCUCCUGACUCAGACAGAAUGAGCAAAGCUAAAGAGCUCUUUGAGCUGUGUGAUAAAGAGGGGAAAGGAUUCAUCACGAAGAGAGACAUGCAGCGGCUCCAGCAAGAGCUUCCUCUGUCUCCCGAGCAGCUGGAAUCAGUGUUUGAGAGUUUAGACAGAGACAGAAAUGGUUACCUCACACCCCUUGAGUUCCACACGGGCCUCGGAGAGCUUGUUGGUUCUGGGCCGGAGGAGAGAACGGAGAGCGGAGGUGGAGAGAUGGUCAGAGAGGAGAGAAUAGAGCCGAUGCAGAUCCGAUUCACACACAUCCUCAUGGAGCUGGGAGCUGAUAAACUCUUCAAAGAUCAGUGGGAGCUGUGUACUCUGUGGUGUGAGCUCCAGAGGGACAAACCGGAGCUGCUGGGUGUUUUGGAAGAGGUUCUUUCCUACACUGUGUCUCAUCUUCAGGAUGCACUCAAAGAGAGAGACAAUUUAGAGCAGGCACUGCGCAGGAGAGAGGAAGAUCAUGACAGAGUGGUUCGGUCCAUGUAUGAAGACAUGGAGAGUCAGUUAAAAGAAGAGAGAGAGAAACGACAAGCUCUGGACAGUGUGAAGCAAGGAGACAAGAAAGAGCAGCUACUACAGGAACUGAAGAUGAGAGAACAAGAACUUGAGUUCACGCUCACCAAACAGAGAGAGUUGGAGAACAGGAUCAACAGUCUAAGCACCGAUCAGACUGACACUCGUGGGGAGAACCGCCGACUGCAGAACAUCAACCAGCAGCUGCAGGACCAACUGGACAAGAGCCGAGAGGAGCUCCAGCACGCUCUGAGCCAACUACAACAACUACAGAACACCAUUAAACAACAGCAGAAGGGCAAAGAGAGAGACGUCCUGAAGGUGUCCCGAAACAUGCAGAAGGAACGGGAAAGCCUCAUGAGACAGCUGGAUCUUCUCCGAGACAUGAACAAGCGUCUUCGGGAUGAUAAAGAUGCCCAUCAGACACAGAAGAUGGUUAGUCAAAAAUACCCCUUCAUGUCUCCCACUUCUUACCCACCAUGCCGCUGUGUUCACGCCUUCUCGCCGUGGGUGCGCUCUGUUCACCCGUAUUAACCCUGCCUUUUGCCCAUGAUGUAACAUAACCCACACUGCAUACCUGCAGAAUGUGCAGCUAAAUGGGAAAAGCUUCAUUCAUCAGGAUGUAUUCCUUUGGUUUCUGAGAGCCCAUGUUCCCUUGGGAAUUCACUAUGUUGUAAAAGAUGCCGGCCAUGCGCUCUUCAGGUGCAGCUCUGGUUAGUCUAUUCUUGGGAGAGAGAGCCUUGUUCCAUUCGUCAGCCUCCGAGAGGAACAAAAACGAAUGACUUGAAGGAAACCCAAUGAAGACCUUGUGUGGAACAUUUCAAACUGUGAAUAUGGAAUGUAGCCAAUGUGCACCAAUGAAAUGAGUCACUUUAGAAGAAAGAUUGUUCCUUGUUUCGGUCUGUUACAAACAAGUGUGAUUCCAAGAUAAUGGUUGUUUUGUUUAAGAACAGCCUUAAUAGCUUAAUUCCCCUCAUUUUUAUUUUUUAAUUUUUUUUUUACAAAGAAAGAAAACAAAAAGAAAAAUAACAUAACACUUAAUUUACCUAUUACAUUUCAGUGCCUUGAAGUAUAUGGCACUUUACCUCAUUAAGGCUCUUAUUAUUUCAUAUUUGUACUUGUAAUUUAGUACAGUUUUGUUUGGUAGUUUCUUUUGAAAUGAGCAGUUCUGUCCAAUGACAGUUUAUGUGUUUGGUCUCUGAUUGACUCAAAAUGAACAAAAUGUAGAUUAUGUUAAGAUUUAAAGUUGAACAAAUGGAUAUGUUGUCAGACAGGAAACAAUAAAAGUGUUUAUUCAUCUUG
Molecule: messenger RNA, 2069 nt
Organism: Carassius auratus (goldfish)
Lineage: Eukaryota; Metazoa; Chordata; Actinopteri; Cypriniformes; Cyprinidae
Gene: cracr2b
Product: calcium release activated channel regulator 2B
Exons: 10
Coding region: 81-1301 (406 amino acids)
Cellular component (GO): trans-Golgi network membrane
Molecular function (GO): calcium ion binding
Source: RefSeq, a predicted model, not a curated record